This is a messenger RNA of Gaeumannomyces tritici R3-111a-1, 756 nucleotides long. RefSeq lists its product as hypothetical. The transcript has a single exon. The record is from RefSeq and is a predicted model, not a curated record. Bases 170 to 610 code for a protein of 146 amino acids. Lineage: Eukaryota; Fungi; Ascomycota; Sordariomycetes; Magnaporthales; Magnaporthaceae.
CGUCCUCAAGAAUGUCCCGGAAAUAGAAUUCGACGCCGAAAAUCCUUGCACCGCCAACGUCGAGGCUGCCAUCAACACCAUCCGCCAAACCUUUGCGCCUUUCGACGUACGUCCGGAGCCCGGGAACCAACAGUCGUGCGAGCGAGCCAAGGAGGAACUGGAAGAUAUCAUGCGGAAUGCCACCAUGAUGGCCUUGAUCGUCUUCUCGUGCCCCAUCCCGCUCGAAUACUUCUGGCCCAAGGAGGCCGCGGAGCCGCUGCCCCCCUAUCGCCGGCCCAAUACGGCCGAGGCGAAGGAGCACGGCCGGCUACGGGGGCGCCCUGAGCGGUCCUGCUACCACGUGCGCUGCUUCGGCAUCAAGGGCUUCAACCUAGUCCCCGGGACCCAGAGGCCACACAGGGAACAGCCGCUCCUGCCAAGCGUCGUGGUCGAGCCCAUGGACGACCAUUACUUGAGCGAUCGUCGGGACCAGAUGAAGAUGAGCGCAAGGCAAGAAGAGAUAGGCGAGGCCGGCCGCAAAAGGGCCAUUGCAGACCAAGAGCGCUGGGAAGCCGAAAGUGCAGCGAGGCAGGCAGAGGCUCGGCGGAGGCAGGAGCUGGAUUGGGUCUGAGAUAGCUGCUGGCUCCACCCUCACUAUCUUUUCUCUCUGUUGCCGUUUUACCCUCUGUUACAGUCGUUUGCUCCGUUAUAGUCUUUCCCUCUAUUGCCGUCUUUGGUUCUAUUGCCGUCGUUUACUCCGUUACAGUUGUUUCCUCC